Lucilia sericata (common green bottle fly) is the source of this 1429-nucleotide messenger RNA. Its product is annotated as mannosyl-oligosaccharide alpha-1,2-mannosidase IA-like. Bases 709 to 1329 code for a protein of 206 amino acids. The record is from RefSeq and is a predicted model, not a curated record. The transcript is spliced from 3 exons. Lineage: Eukaryota; Metazoa; Arthropoda; Insecta; Diptera; Calliphoridae.
CAACAAGAGAAAAUUAGUUUUUUGCAUUUCGUUUUAAAGUGUGCAGCAUCUCCCAAUUCUUUGUCAUAAAUAAAUGGCUAUCAAUUAAAAUUAAAACAGAUUAAUAUAUAAUUAAAAGAAACAAGUGUUUGUAAUAAGAUUACAGCUAUUUACGCGGUUUAAAGCGAAAUAUUUCGCAAAUAUAAACUUUAAAUAGAAAACCCAGUGAAUGGUGCAAGGUGUAUGUGUGUAUGUAUGUAAACGAAAAUGAGACACUGGUAAAAAAACAGCAAACAAGAAAAAACGAAAGGUGCUUAAACCGAAAUAACAAAGAAAUGUGAAAGUUUUCAACAAAAAUAUUAAACUUUUUUUUGUGUGUGUAAAAAAACAACAAUAAAGUGAAAAAAAUCAUACAUAAAUAAUAAAAUAAAGAAAAAAUCAUUGUCGCUUUUCAGUUUUUUUCUUUUGUAUCCCAUCAUACCGGUAUUUUUUGGCUGUGCGUGCUCCAACCAGCUGAGCCACCUUCAAAUUAUUGACAUUUUAGUUUACGCCUGCGUUUGCAAAAAUAAGAAAACAAUAACAACUAAAACAAACAAGUACUCAUAAAAAUAACAACCAAAGGAAAACUUCCAUAGUUAUAUAUAUUCCCUACACGGCAUCUGCGAAAAACACCCCCAUCACCACCUAACAACUUUUGUGGCGUCAUUUUUAACUCCAUAAAACGUUAAUAUGUAUCGCAUAGGGCCCAUUGGCCGUAAAUCAAAUUUCCAUUCCAAGGAAAAAUGCCUCAUUGGUUUGGUAUUGGCCACUCUGUGCCUGCUUUGUUUUGGUGGCAUAUUCCUGUUACCCGACAACUUUGGUGGCGAACGUGUUUUAAAGGUUUACAAACAAUUUCAAAAAGCCGGUCCUGAAAUCUUUAUACCGGCACCACCCUUGGCGGCCCAUUCGCCCAAAGAUCUUGAUCCCCAUUUCAUUAAUGAUCGUGUUAAAUUGCAAGCUAAAAUUAAAGAAGAAUUGGGUGAAAUAAUGGAUAAACCACAAUUACAACAAGACACCAUGGAUAGUGGUAACGAUGCUGCCGCUGAACAGGAUUCGCCACAGCAAUUCGAUGAAACUGGUAUGCAACAGGGAGCCGCUCCACCCCUUAAUAAUGCAGCCAAAACAAAUGACAACAAUCAUUCUCCGGAUGAUGUAGCUGCUUUGGACAAUAAUAAUCUACCCAUUGGCAAUGUUAAUUUACAAAUGCCCUUGGGCGGUCAUGCCGACACCGAUCCCAGUGUAGAGGAUAAACGUUUAAAAGUUAAAGAGGUUACAUUUACAUUUGUACCAAAUGUAGCAUACAUCUACUAACCAUCAACAAAUAAUUUAUAUCCAGUUAUUGUACUAUAUUGUCUAGCACAUGUAACCAUUAAAAAACCUAUACGCGGAAAUAAUUGACGAUUUAAAUACU